This is a messenger RNA of Andrographis paniculata, 3308 nucleotides long. Its product is annotated as protein GAMETE EXPRESSED 2. The coding region runs from base 66 to 3308 and encodes 1080 amino acids. The record is from RefSeq and is a predicted model, not a curated record. The transcript has 16 exons. Gene Ontology annotation, molecular function: actin filament binding. Gene Ontology annotation, biological process: pollen sperm cell differentiation; actin cytoskeleton organization. NCBI's taxonomy places the organism in Eukaryota, Viridiplantae, Streptophyta, Magnoliopsida, Lamiales, Acanthaceae.
UUCAAACUUCUCACUGUAAUUCGACUCAAAACCAUGAGUUUGAAACAGAUAGUAUCAUCUCAACCAUGGCGUCCCGAAUGGUACUGUUCUUGGCUCUGCUACCAUUCUUUAUACACUUUCUCAAACCUCAACAAGCGAAAUCAGAUGAUGCACCCAUGCCUGCGUUUGCAUUCAGUUGGUUGAACGACAAUAACAAUUUCACGGCGGGGGACACUGCAACGAUCAAAGUGAGAGUUCUUGGGAAUUAUGAGGCUGGAAUGUAUGAGUUCCCUUUUAAGCCAAACAUCACUGUGAAUGAUAAGAUGGGGAAUAGCAGUUUUGUCACUGGGGUUUCUCUCCAUUUCGAAGAUGGCUGGACGAUUUGCUUUGUUCCUAUUAUGGUUGGCUUGUUCAAUGUCCUCAUCACCGAUGAGCAUUUCCAAGUCUUUGAUUCGUCAUUGCACUACUUAGUGAACCCAGGUCCAAUGUAUCCAUCAGGUGGAAUUGUGUCGUGGGGAGAUGGAUUCGACGAGUUUAUGGCUGGAACAAAGUCUGAAGUAUGGAUUCUUCCUAAAGAUGCAUAUGGAAACAAUGUGUCUUCAUCCUCUGAAGGAUCAAUGCUAUAUAACUUCACUGUGUUUGCUUCAAAAUCAAGAGGGAUUCCUGCAGAUUUGCUUAAUAUAACCCACAAAGGCUGGAAUCAGUAUGGCUAUCUCAUUGUCGAAUUCAUUCCUGCCACAGCUGGAAUCCUUCUACUUCAUGUACAGAUUGAAAACCAAACCCUGCGUGGAUCUCCUCUACCAUGCACAGUGAAUCCAGGAAAGAUGGAUGUCUACAGCUGUACAGUUGAAUGGAAUGUCGAAACAAAUUAUUUCCAAUUGUUUUCGGUGAUGGAAGGCUUCAUACACAGGCAUGAUCAGUUUGGGAAUUUAGUUUCAGCAUUACAUGAAUUUGAUAUUGAAGUUAUGGAGAAAGGGACUAAUCUGUCUAUGCCAGUGGCUGAUCUAUCCUUGAAAGAAAUGCAACCUGGUGUCCAGUCAUUCUCCUUCAGCUUAGACGAGCCUGGAAGCUUCGUGCUGCUGAUAUCAGAUCAAGAAAAGAACACCCUCAUAUCCGGCAUGCCCUAUGAUUUCACUGUAUACAUAGGUUACUGUGAUGGAACAAACAGCAUAGUCAAUGGAACAGGUCUAAACAAUUCUGUCGCAGGCGAAACUGUGAACUUCUCUGUGUUCCUGAAGGAUGCUUAUAUGUAUCCUUCGCCAGUUGAGUUGGAAAGGCUUCAAGUACGAAUUGUUGGAGAGUCCGAUUCCUUGAUUGUGCCUCCAAUCAUACGUAUAAAAGAUUCGAUGCGUUAUAGUCGAUCUUUCUCCGGAAGACCAAACCAUGGCGUGGCGCGUAACAUUGCUAGCGAGUUCGACAUCAUCUGUAAACCUGAGAAGAGUGGUGCAUACAAAAUCAGAGUUUUUUGUGGGAACAUUCCAUUGAACGGCGGCCAUCCAUUUCAGAAGGAAGUAAUUCCAGGAGCUGUGAAUGUGACCAUGUCCGGUGUUGUGAAGUUCGACCAGAAAGUUCCACAGCUAACAAAAACAAAAGUAGUCGUCAAGCUAGUGGAUUCUAAUCAUAAUCCUAUACUGCAAGAACAAUCCAAGCUGCAAUUACAGUUUCCUGCAACCAACCGAUCUCAUGUUUCCACUGAGGCAUUUUCUGAUAACAAUGACGGGACUUACACUGCAGCGUACAUAGGCAAAGAGAUCGGUGCGUAUGAAAUAUGCGCCGUUCACGAUGGAGAGCCGUUCAUGCCAUGUCCCAUUGGCGUGCGCGUGCACGAUGUGGAUUAUUUUCCUGAAGUGCGAAACGAUACAGUCUCAGUGUGGGAAGAUGAGUCAAUUGCUUUCACGGUUCUAGAAAAUGAUUGUUUUCCCGGUGUCAAUGCAAAGAUUGUUGAUUAUUCAAAACCAGGCCAUGGUUCCAUUCUACAAUAUGGCGACCUCUUUCAGUACACACCAUUUAAAGGGUUCUAUGGGAAUGAUUCUUUUUUAUACACAAUAGCUGAUGUGAACGAAAACCGCGCCACUGGCGCUGUCAAUCUGUUAGUCCUCUGCAGGCCGCCACAGUUUGUUUCAGUUCCAAGUAACUUGGAAGCCACAGAAGAUCUACUUAGUCCGAAAUUCGGAGGCUUCUCUGGAUUCAAAAUCAGCUACUCUGAUAUGAAUGAAAACAUCAGCAUUACCCUCGGUGUAAAAUCCGGGAAGGUGCUGCUAUCUCCUACACAGAUGCAAUUUUGGCAGCCUAAAUGGAAUCAACUGUUAGUGUACAAGGAUGUCGACAUGACUGGUGAACUAAAGCUUGUCGGCUGUCUUGACAUGAUCAAUUUUGCUCUUCAGGCCAUUCAGUACUUAGGAAAUGAAAAUUUCUAUGGCUCCGAUACACUCAGGAUUUCUGCCAUAAACCGGAAUGGAAGGAACGACGUACACAUUCCUAUAUUCGUCAACCCCAUCAACGAUCCUCCUGUGAUUAACAUCCCUCCAUUCAUUGUCCUAGACAACUUGAGUGAUGGAAUGCUUAUCUUUCAUAGUAAGGUGGACUUCAUUGCAGAUCCUGAUCUUCGAAAUUUCCCUGGCAACAGGUCUAGCUUUCGGAUUAUGUUCUCUGCUGAAGUUAGCAUUGGGCUCCUAUCGACAAUGCUUCCUGCAGAGCUCGAAAGAUCAACUGAAGUGAAGCUGAGGAGUGGUUAUCAAUGGCAGCCUCUGAAUACAUUUGUUACCAUCUCAAAACAUUUCACGGUGAAAGCAAAAGGCAUCAGAUUCUACGGCACGAUUGACAAUUGCAACGGUGUCAUGGAGCAACUAUCUUAUCAUGAAGGUGCGUACGGCGCUGUCUUGACGGUGAUUGUAAAUGAUCUGGGAAACCAUGGAUGCUACCCAAAUUGUGAGGAUAAAAUGUCUGUUUCGCUGUUUGCAGAGUCAACAAUGAAUAUCUUACAGUAUGCUCCGAUUAAUUCAUUGGCAGCUCAUACUUUAGGAUCAGUAAUCAUAAUCGAAUCGAUCAUGGUGUUUAUACUUGGCCUUCUACUUCUGUUUUUCAUUUGCAAAUGUUUAUUUGCUCUUGUCCAUGAAAAGAAGAAGAAGAAGAAAGCUAAGGAUGUCGAAUUGUCCAAGAUCAAACAAUAUGUGACUGAGGAUUCCCCUGGAGAAAGGAAGCCAUUGACGACUGGUUAUUGCCCGUUACCGUUAUUACAUAGAGGACAUCAAGUAAGCUCCAAAAGAUCAAUCCACAGCUCAACAAACGCAGAAACUGCUGCGUUGCCAUCAAUGCAAAAGAAGGGAUGA